Molecule: messenger RNA, 2456 nt
Organism: Tribolium castaneum (red flour beetle)
Lineage: Eukaryota; Metazoa; Arthropoda; Insecta; Coleoptera; Tenebrionidae
Exons: 5
Coding region: 145-2394 (749 amino acids)
Biological process (GO): maturation of SSU-rRNA from tricistronic rRNA transcript (SSU-rRNA, 5.8S rRNA, LSU-rRNA)
Cellular component (GO): small-subunit processome; nucleolus
Molecular function (GO): U3 snoRNA binding; rRNA binding
Source: RefSeq, a predicted model, not a curated record
CGACAUUGGUUGUCAAGUUUCACGUUGACGUAUUAACCUCACUUUUAUUAUAACCUUUCUCAAAAAUAAAAAACGUUAAAAGAGGCCUAUCUACAAUUUUUUAUAGAAGACUAGUGUAUUGCGUUAUUUUUUCACAAAAACGGUAUGGCCAGAGGUAAGGUAAAGUACCGAGACGUGGUUGGAGGCCGGUCAAAAAAAUCGAAAAAGUUUGAUAAAAAGAAAACCAAACCGAGAAAGACUUACAGCUUGUAUCGUCAAGACACUAAAAAGCCCACUAAGAAGCGUAAGUUUGAGGCUAGUGAAGAAAAUUACGAGAAACGGCAAAAAGUUGAAAAAGAAGCUCAGCCCGAGCAAGAGUCUUCAGAAAGUGAGGAGGAAAUUGAUCCGAUGAAGGAGUUAAUGUCUACUUUUGGUUCAAAACUGCAACAUAAACAAUCACUUGCGAUAUCAAGUAGCGACGAAAGUUCAGACGAAGAAGAUGAAAACUCUCCUGAGGACAUUCUUGAGGAAAAUGAAGACACGGACGAGGAAACAUUAACAAAAAAUGAAGACACCCCAGAUUCGGAAGAAGAUGAGGAUGAGGUGGCAGUUGAUAGCGCGCAAAAUGAGGAUAGUGAUAACUUGAAUGAUCCCUUUGUAAAACAUGUUUGUUAUGAACUGCAUGAAAGUGUUUUAAAGUCAUUACAAUCCUCUCCAGUAUUGGUCAACGAUUCUGUUUUAAACUGGCCAAGUUUAGGGCGCCUGUUAGUUCAAAUACCACAAUUUGAAGAAUUAAAGGAAGAGAAAAAUUCGUUUACAAUAGAAGAAAAGAAAAAAUUUGCACCACCGGGUUCAGUACCUAAAAAAAUGAACACCUCAGACCUCAAAAAACCGGAUAAUUUGUUCAUUAAAUCACAAAUUAUAGAUAAUUUAUCUAAGGCCAAUGAUUCACUAAAAGAGGAUGAUACAGUAUUUACUGAUUUUCAGUCUGAAUUGUUUUCGAUAAUUAACAAUUAUCAAGAUUUGUAUUUUACCCAAAGAAACUUUAAUAAUGCUGAGGAAAUCAGAUUUGUUUAUUGCCUUCAUGCCGUAAAUCACAUUUUAAAAACACGGUUAAAAGUUGUUCACCACAAUGUACGUUUAUCAAAAAAGGACGACGUUCCUGAGGAUUUUAGAGACCAGGGAUUAGUUAGGCCCAAGAUUCUUAUGGUUGUUCCCUUCAAAGACUCGGCUUUUAAAAUCAUCCAAAUGAUAAUAAACAUACUCCUGCCUGAAGAUAAAGGUCACGUAAUGAACAAAAAAAGAUUUCUGGAGGAGUACACAGGCAAUGAAAUUCCGAUGCCCAAAAAGAACCCCAAACCCGAAGACUACGAACUGACUUUCACCGGAAACACAAGCGACGAUUUUAAGAUUGGCAUUACUGUUACAAAAAAGAGCCUGAAGCUGUUCGCUGACUUUUACUCCUCCGAUAUUAUCAUAGCUUCGCCUUUGGGGCUCCGGACAAUAAUCGGCGCUGAAGGCGAACCCCAACGUGACUACGAUUUUCUCGCCUCCAUAGAACUUCUAAUUCUGGACCAAACCGAAUUAUUUUCGAUGCAAAACUGGGACCACUUUAUUCACGUUAUAAAUCAUCUCCACUUGCAGCCGAAAGACUCACAUGGGACUGAUUUUUCGCGAGUUCGGACCUGGAGUUUGAACGGAUGGGCGCAAUAUUACCGACAGACUUUGAUAUUUUCGUCGAUUGUUUUGCCCGAGAUUAACUCAAUUUUUAAUAAGAAAUGUAACAAUUUCGCUGGGAAAGUCAAAAUCUCGAAUCCAGUCGAGUUGGGGUCGAUUGGACAAGUCGUUGUUCAGAUACCGCACGUAUUUCAUAAAUUUGAGGCCCCGAAUGCACAGGCCGCAAUUGAGGCCCGGUUUGAGUUUUUUAUCAAUAAACUCUUACCUCUGCAGAGGGACAGUUUGAUGAAACAGACGAUGAUUUAUGUGCCGAGUUAUUUCGAUUUUGUGCGUUUGAGGAAUUAUUUUAAGAAGGAGGAGCUCAGUUUUGGGCAAAUUUGCGAAUAUUCCAAGGACGGUAAAGUAGCACGAGCCCGAGACAUGUUUUAUCACGGAGACACUCAUUUUUUAUUGUAUACUGAGCGAUUUCAUUUUUUUAAUCGCGUCAGAGUUAAAGGUAUACGCCAUUUAGUUUUUUAUCAACCGCCAACUUUUCCGCAUUUUUAUUAUGAAAUGUGUAAUCUAAUGCAGGAAGCCAACAUGAAUAAAAAAAUCGGAAGUUUAUCAAAUAUGACGGUAAAUGUAAUUUAUUCGAAAUAUGAUGUUCACCGGUUAGCGGCAAUUGUUGGGACAGAAAGGGCCACAAAAAUGUUACAGUCGGAGAGAAAUGUCCACAUGAUGGUCACCGGUGCUGAUUAAAAGACAGAAAUUAAAGAUCUAAAUGUGAUUGUAUUUUUUAUGUUAAUAAAAAAUUAACAAAA